Eremothecium gossypii ATCC 10895 is the source of this 2142-nucleotide messenger RNA. Its product is annotated as AFR005Cp. Bases 1 to 2142 code for a protein of 713 amino acids. Lineage: Eukaryota; Fungi; Ascomycota; Saccharomycetes; Saccharomycetales; Saccharomycetaceae. The transcript has a single exon. The record is from RefSeq and is marked provisional.
AUGGCCAACAAUAGUAUGCGUAACGGGUCUUCGCAAUUAGGCCCUGAUACGGCGCUGAGUCUUUCUGCGAGCAUGUGUCCAGAACAUGGCUCAGCCUCAUACAAUCAGAUCACUUUGAAGGAGAAGUUACGUGAACACUUCAGAAUGCCCGCAGGUUUCCGCCAGACAUUCAAACAAACAUACUACGAGAAAUUGAGGCGUGCGCAGCUGAACUUGGUGCACGCUAGUGAGAGCUAUCAUGAUGCAUGUGAGGGUGCUCGCUUCAAGUUCUAUAGAGCCCUCGCAGAUACGCGGCAAGUUUUGCAUGAAAUGCGAGAUGCCAUUGACAAUAUACGCGUGGAAGCGCAGCUAUGGCGAUACGAUCAUAUUAAUGCCCCGAAGUUGGAUAGCUUAUUUCGGUACGAAAGCCUGAAAUCGAGGAGUAUUAUCCAUCGCAUUGGACCAGGAUCUGGAGAUGAGCAGCGAUUUCAUUCUGGUGAGGUACAGAAGGACAAAUCCCGCGCAGUUUGUCAGGCGCCACACCCUUCUCCGAAGAGCUCUAAUAGAACAGACACGAGCGACAACACUAUUUCCUUGACUACAGAUGAGGACGCUUUCGAAGGAAAUGACAUUAUAUGCUCGGCCCCUCUGAAGCUCCCACACACGGAUAUUAAGAACGUCGAUGUUUUGCAUAGAAGUGCCUCUGCUCCUGUUGAGUUGAUAAAUGAUUCCGAUAUCUACCUAUCUCGAUGCCCUACUGUCAAUGAUUCUGCCAAUAGUACAUACGCAGACACAGGGCUACAUUCGCGUGUUUUAGACUCAGAGACCCAGAUAGAGACUGUCCGUAAAAUAACAGAUAUCAUGAUCCGAAUGUUUGACGAAUACAUGAAUGACAAUAAUUUAGACACCGACCAGCGUAUCCCCAGUUUGGCUAUGCAUGAAUCCAGACCAGUUACGUUCUCUAGUCAUCCAACGGAUCUUGUUUCAAGUAACGACAGUAACACUGUUGCAAUGCCACUACCGAGGCCCAGAAGCUCGGUUUGUAACGAAAUAGAUAGGUUGAAUAGCAUGAUUGAGAGUGCCAUCAGUAUAUACAACCGGUACAGCGAGGAAGGCCUGCAGUCCAGUAUUUAUAAUAUUACUGAUGCGAAUGACCAGAACACAAACCAGUCGUUGCGAUAUUCCGCAUUAGAGAACAGUAAUAGCGGUUUUUCAACGGAGAAGUCCAAUUCAUUAUCUCUACGACACUACCCAAACGAGGCCAUGGGAACUAUGAAAGAUAUUUUGGAUCGGGUGGUGAACCAGUUGAAUCAGUUUGAGGGCAGUGAGACGUCGCUGUGUUUACCAGAUUCUGAGAAUUCGGCAGGAAAGGCAGAAACAGUCGGAAGUCAGUUUCUAGAUCCCACUUUGAAGUCCGUUCUUGCGCCAGUCGUUCUACAAAGAGUCCCAGAGGGUGUUGAGGUUCCCCUAUGGUGUACAGUGAGGCACACAAAACAAGACCUUCUCCAAAUAGAAGAAGCAGACGAAGAUCAAGAGGCUACAAAUAGCUUGGAGUACAAUUCUGAACAAAGUGUAUUGUUCGAUCUCUCGGAUACACCAUUAAUAUGCACACUAGGUAAGCCUUCGCUUGAGGCAGCAAAUUGCGGGACAAUGAAAACCAUUGAUGAAGAUCGCAUUUACGAUGAUAUAUAUGCUUUUGAAAGGACGAUGUUCUCUCAGAUGCCAUUAUCUUUGAAGCUGUUGUUCAAUGAGUAUCCGCCAUAUAUUUAUGAAAAACGUCUCUUAAGACCUUUGCCGCCGUCACUCAAGGUUUUGUUCCAGGACCCGGAACACGAAUACGAAUGGAAGAAUACAGACGAGCUGUUGCUUAAACCGCAUCAUGCAACUAUUGAUAGUAACUGGGAGUUCCCAAAUAUGUACCCUUUUCUGGUGAAGGGCCAAGCCACACAGCCUGCUGCAGGCUUGUUCUUUGGUAAGUGCUGGUUCUGCGGGCAUCAUAUAAUCACCAAAUUACACAACUGCCGUCGAGAAAACCUUAAGAAACAUCUACAGCAUACUGCUGACAAUGUUAAAUUUCAUUUGGUUGAUUUCUGCGAGGAUAUCAAAUUAGAAAUUGAUUGGGUACUUUACAAGUUCAAAUAUGAACUUUUCGCGGAAAGUUGA